CCGACUUGGGACUACACGCUAUACAACAGCUAUUUGACUUCGCACAACUUUCGAUAUACUACAGAGUUGUAUUGAUUCUUCCUGCUGGGUAUCCUGUGUCUCUUCAUGAACUCGGAUGUUUGCAUGUGGCACCAACGGCCGUGUCUGUCCCUUGCAGCUGCCUACCAUACACUUGGGCUUUUUUAUCGUAUGCCACCCAUCAACAUUUGUUUGCAAAGGCCAGCGGCUCCUAACUGCGUCAUUCUCGGGAAUCAUGUGAAAUCUGCCCUAUCCAUACUGACCUGCAGAUGCGUCUUUCCCAGGGAUACAAGAUUCGAGAUGCCCCCGCAAUUGGUCUACGGAAUCCUGCUCUCGAUCCCUAGACCCAGAGCACUGCAUAAUCACGGUAUAGCUGCACCGAUUCAGGUAAGUCAUUUCAUCUUGACACUUUAUCCAGCCGCCAAGCAAAUAUGGGACAUGAAAGAACCCGACUUUAUGUUGUUAUACAAAUACGCGGUACGUGUUUGUCUACAAAUUGACACUGCUAUCUUUCCCCAUAACGGAGCGGCGUAUCGUCCAUCAUGAACUCGAUCCUCCACUGCUCUCCAUGUCAGCCACAUUUAACAUGCAGUUUCUCGCACCCCUCCUCGCCCUCACUAUGAGUAUUCUGUCCCUCGCGCUUCCAACC
This is a messenger RNA of Mytilinidion resinicola, 667 nucleotides long. RefSeq lists its product as uncharacterized. Lineage: Eukaryota; Fungi; Ascomycota; Dothideomycetes; Mytilinidiales; Mytilinidiaceae. The transcript has a single exon. The record is from RefSeq and is a predicted model, not a curated record. The coding region runs from base 106 to 564 and encodes 152 amino acids.